GCGACGAAGCCCCCAGCAUCCCUUGGUCAGGGCCCCUUUCAGCGCUCCCCAAGGUUAGAGAUGUCUACCACCACAGCUGAGAUGGCCUCUGCCGGCCACAAGCUCGAGAAGAAGCCCGUCAAGUUCAGCAAUCUGUUGCUCGGUGCAGGAUUGAAUAUGUUCGAGGUCACCACUUUGGGACAGCCGCUGGAAGUGAUCAAGACGACCAUGGCCGCCAAUCGAGGCGACAGUUUCGCCAGCGCUAUGGGUCGGAUAUGGGGUCGUGGCGGGAUCCUCGGUUAUUAUCAAGGUCUCAUUCCGUGGGCCUGGAUUGAGGCCUCCACCAAAGGCGCCGUUCUCCUUUUCGUCGCGUCCGAGGCGGAAUUCCGUGCCAAGGUGCUCGGUGCGCCAGACUUCCUCGCUGGUAUCUCAGGAGGCAUGGCGGGUGGUAUUGCCCAGGCAUAUGCCACUAUGGGUUUCUGUACCUGUAUGAAGACGGUCGAGAUCACCAAGCACAAAAUGGCUGCCCAGGGUGUAAAGCCUCCAAGCACCUUCGCGACUUUCAUGGAUAUCUACCGCAAGGAGGGCAUCCGUGGUAUCAACCGCGGUGUAAAUGCGGUUGCUAUCCGUCAAACUACAAAUUGGGGUUCCCGUUUCGGUCUUUCUCGCCUUGCAGAAUCAGCAAUCCGCAGGGUGACCAACAAGGAAGAAGGACAAAAGCUUAGUGCAAUGGAGAAGGUCUUAGCCUCUGGUCUUGGUGGUGGCCUCUCUGCUUGGAACCAGCCUAUUGAAGUCAUUCGUGUCGAGAUGCAGAGUAAGAAGGACGACCCCAACCGGCCUAAGAACUUGACCGUUGGCAAAACCUUCAAGUAUAUCUACGAGACCAAUGGUCUUAAGGGUCUUUACCGUGGAGUUACUCCUCGUAUAGGACUAGGAAUCUGGCAGACCGUCUGCAUGGUGGCUCUUGGUGACAUGGCCAAGGAGGCAGUCGAAAAACUGACGGGCGAUCAAGUCACCGCUAAGCACUAG
Aspergillus bombycis is the source of this 1008-nucleotide messenger RNA. Its product is annotated as putative mitochondrial DNA replication protein (Yhm2). The record is from RefSeq and is a predicted model, not a curated record. The annotation marks the transcript as partial. NCBI's taxonomy places the organism in Eukaryota, Fungi, Ascomycota, Eurotiomycetes, Eurotiales, Aspergillaceae. Gene Ontology annotation, cellular component: mitochondrion. Gene Ontology annotation, molecular function: tricarboxylate secondary active transmembrane transporter activity. Gene Ontology annotation, biological process: mitochondrial citrate transmembrane transport; alpha-ketoglutarate transport. The transcript has 6 exons.